AUGUUUAUGAAAAGAAACACCUGUGUGCUGGCUGUUCUGCUGUGUUCUCUGACCUUGUGGUGCAAGUCGGCAAGCGCAGGCUCCAGCUUUCUCAGCCCUUCGCAAAAACCUCAGAACAGGGGAAAGUCCUCCAGAGUCGGUCGCCAGGCCAUGGAGGAGAACAUUGCAUCCGCUGAGGACAACAGUCUCACGAUCAGUGCCCCCUUUGAAAUUGGCAUCACCAUCAGUGAAGAUGAUCUGGAUGAGUACCGUGUCAUACUGCAGGAGAUCGUGCAGCAUCUGCUAGGAAGCUCAGAGACUUCAGAGAGAUUGUCACCACCUUAA
Molecule: messenger RNA, 324 nt
Organism: Stegastes partitus (bicolor damselfish)
Lineage: Eukaryota; Metazoa; Chordata; Actinopteri; Pomacentridae
Gene: ghrl
Product: ghrelin/obestatin prepropeptide
Exons: 4
Coding region: 1-324 (107 amino acids)
Cellular component (GO): extracellular region
Molecular function (GO): growth hormone-releasing hormone activity
Source: RefSeq, a predicted model, not a curated record